CACAUGUAAAAAGGGAACUCCUUAUUUCGCGCAGGACAACCUGACGCGCGCUGACAGGACAGUGUCGGAUCUGGUGUUCUGGGGCUGCUGCUCUUCCGCUUCAGCUGCAUCCAGUCCUCUCUCCGGUGAGCCUCGAAUGUUUGGCACGACGAAGGGACAGCUUGCGCGGCGGUACCAGUGACAGGACACAUCCAGGUGUGCUGCGUGUCGCCAGGUGCGAUGAGUUUCAUCUCGGGUCUAAGACGCAGCCUGAAGGGGAAUGACAGCAAACGGAACUCCUUGUCGGUGGGCAAAAGAAAGGACGGCUCUGUAUCUCCCUCCAGGCUGGCUGUCAUCAACUGCAAAGAGCUGGACCCCGUCAGCCCCGAUUUCAGGUUACAGCUGACAGACUCCGACGAUGAACUCCAGGAUCCUGCUCCUUCCUCAGAGGUCCUGCUGCAGGUACGGGACUGUCCCAGGCUGUGCCCGAUCAGAAUGUCCGGGGGAGAGGAGGCCGCGUGCAGCGGGUUGCAGAGGUCAUCCUUGGCCGCUGCUCUGGAAGACUGCAUGGGCGCCCUGGACCUGUUCCUGCAGAACCAGUUUGAGGAGUCUCUGACCCAGCUCCACAGCAGAAAGAGAGACAGCAUGUACCACGCCCUCACCUACGCCAGCAUCCGGGCCAUGCAAGCCAUGAUGGCCUUUGACCCUGCGGACAUCCUGACUGCUGGGAACACCAUGAAGGACGCCCAGGCCGUUUGCCAGAGGUUUCGCAGAAAAUCCUCUCGCAUCAACAAGAGCUACACCGAAGAGGAACUCCACGCUGAGCUGUGCUAUGCCGAAUGUCUCCUGCAGAGGGCAGCACUAACCUUCCUCCAGGAUGAAAACAUGAUUAGCUUCAUCAAAGGAGGGAUUAAAGUGAGGAACAGCUACCAGAUCUACAGGGAGCUCCAUGCCAUCCUCCAGAACGCUGCCAGCACCCCGGGGGAGAAUCACCGCCAUUUUGAGGGCGGGGUCAACUUAGGAGUGGGCUCCUUCAACCUGAUGCUGUCCCUGCUGCCAACCAAGAUUCUUCGGUUGCUGGAGUUUGUGGGGAUGUCAGGGAACAAGGAGUGUGGUCUGCAGCAGUUGGGGGAGGGGGCUGCCACGCCCACGUUCCGGGCCUUUCUGUGCAGCAUGCUGCUUCUCUGCUACCACACCUUCAUGAGCUUCAUCCUGGGCACGGGGGAGGGAGACGUGGGGGACGCAGAGAGGCUUCUGCAGCCUUACCUGGAAAAGUACCCGAAGGGGGCGAUCUUUUUGUUUUUUGCUGGGCGAAUUGAGGUGAUCAAAGGAAACCUGGAUGCUGCUAUUGGCCGGUUUGAGGAGUGCUGUGAGUCGCAGGAGCUGUGGAAGCAGUUCCAUCACAUGUGCUACUGGGAGCUGAUGUGGUGCUUCACCUACAAGCGGCAGUGGAAGAUGGCCUACUUCUACUCCGACCUCUUAAGCAAGGAGAACACCUGGUCUAAGGCUACCUACGCUUACAUGAAGGGGGCAUACCUGAGCAUGAUGACCUCAGAGGAACGCAAGGUGCUCGGGGAGACGGAGGUGGAGCUCUUCAGGCAGGUGCCGGGUCUGAAGCAGAAGAUAGCGGGAAAGUCCCUGCCCACGGAGAAGUUCGCCAUCCGGAAGGCCCGCCGUUACCUUGCCGACAACCACAUGCCCCUUCCGGUCCCGCCAUUGGAGAUGAUGUACAUCUGGAACGGAUACACGGUGAUCGCGAAAAACAGGGAACUGACCGAAGGGAUGCUGCAGACCCUGGACGAAGCCCAGAAACAGCUAGAGCAGCAGCCAAAGACGGAGGUCUCCAUAGAUGACCAGUGCCUGCUGAGCCUGCUGAGGGGCCUGUGUCUGAAGCACCUGGGCCACACCCAGGAGGCCGAGCAGUACUUCACCCUGGUGCUCUGCAACGAGGCAGAGAUCAAGUACGACCACUACCUGGUGCCCACGGCCCUGCUGGAGCACGGGCUGCUGUGCCUGGAGAACGGGCGCAAGGCGGAGGCCAUCGCACUGCUGGAGACCGCCAGGCAGAACUAUAAGAGCUACUCCAUGGAGUCUCGGACGCACUUCCGAAUCCAGGCUGCCCUGCAGAAGGCGCGGUCCAUGGAGGAGAACGGCGUUCCCAGCGGCGUUCCCAGCGACGUUCCCAGUGCGGUGCCCAGCGACGUUCCCAGUGCGGUGCCCAGCGGCAUUCCCAGUGCAGAGCCCAGCGGCAUUCCCAGUGCAGAGCCCGCCAGCCCGUGACGGAGAGGGGAGGUGGGGGGGAGGACUGACCUGGUGGUCUCCAGCACAGUCACAGACCAGCUCACAGACACAGAAAACAAACACCCACACAGACCAAAUCAACCCCAUGCUGAGACACAUACACUGCUCACACAUACAGAGACAUACAUUUCUACAUGUUACAUACAUUUAUACAUGUUAUGUACUCUUUUUCAUAUGGACCCCGAAAGAGAGGCUUCAUCCUCUCAAUGCUCAGAACCUGCUGUUGUUCUCCACAAUCCCCACAAUCCCCCACAAUCCCCCAGUCCUUCAACGGGCCUGCAUGCAGCCGGCUGGAUACCGCUGCUCUGGGCCGUCCUCCGGUCUACACGCUUACGAUUCCAAUGAGACUACCUAUGCACCGUAAAAAAAAGACUACGUGCACCAGCGGGAUUAACGUAUGCAUUUAUAUAUAUAUAUAUAUAUAUA
Messenger RNA from Anguilla anguilla (European eel), 2706 nucleotides. RefSeq names its product tetratricopeptide repeat protein 39A-like. Lineage: Eukaryota; Metazoa; Chordata; Actinopteri; Anguilliformes; Anguillidae. The coding region runs from base 220 to 2259 and encodes 679 amino acids. Gene Ontology annotation, molecular function: protein binding. The transcript has 22 exons. The record is from RefSeq and is a predicted model, not a curated record.